UUUUAGUUUUGUACAUGAAACUCAUGAUUCCUAUAGUUAAUUUCUAAAAGGAGAGAAUCUUUAUCUGGUGGCUGGGUAACUAAAAGGUGCUUCAGACAUAGCACUUAGCAGCUGUUACCUCAGCUUUUAUUUAAGCAGGAACAUGAUAAACUUAUGAGUGCAUUCUUCCUUCUUGAGUGAUAGGGUUUGGAACUAGAUGAUCUUAAGGUCCUUUCCAACCCUAACUAUUCUGUGAUUCUGUGGUUCUAUGAAAACUGAGUCCAUUUGGUUCAUAAACAAACACAUGGGAACUGGAAACUCCUUAGAACCUUUUCUAGGUUUUCUUUAAUUUUUUUUCUACUGUUAGACCGAAUUCUGUAUUAAUGGUUUUAUUAGCAUCAUUUUUCCUUAAUGACAUAAGGGAGCAAGGCACUCAGUUCAGCUAGACAGAAUCAUAGAAUCAUAGAAUGCAACUAGGUUGGAAAAGACUUUUAAGAUCAUCAGUCCAACCAGAUGCCUGACAUCCUUGACAUCUGGUUGAAAACCCACAUUAAAGAUGUACCUGCUCAUUGCAGGGGGGUUGAACUAGAUGACCUUUGAAGGUCCCUUCCAACCAAACUAUUCUGUGAUUCUGUGAUCUUCAUUUCUUACAGACCUAUACAAGAAAAGCAGGGUUAAGAGCAUGGCCUGAUGCUGAUACCUCCAGGUAUCUGAACAGCAUCUACUUCUCUGGUGCUCAGUCUCUGUGUCAGAAUCUGGCCCUGAAUAAUUGUAUCCAAAUACAAGGAAAAUAGCUGUGCUCCUAACGAGUAGCAUGCGAGGGUUUCCAGAUUCACUUAAUCACUCCAAAAUCCAAUCUCAUCAUUAUUGAUCUGUCCAACUCUCUGAUAAUUUAUCUCAGACAACAGGAGCGUGCAUGGACAUCUUUAAAGCGACGAUCUCAGAACUCCCAGCGCCACUGUCUUGCUUUGCCUUUGCAAACCUCGAUAACUUUCCUCUGAAUUUCAGGUCAGGUCGUGGCUCUGGCGAGCGGCGAUGGAUCUGUUAAGGUUCUGCAAGUUGCGUCUGGGCAGCAAUCCAGCCUGCGGGGCCACAGCGGCGAAGUGCACAGCGUUGGCUUCCAUCACCGGGCAGAGCUGCUGCUCUCCGGGGGUGCCGACGGUAAGGUUUGUCUCUGGAAAUGAGGACCAGGACGCUGCUGAACCUGACCGUAAUCUCAUGGGAAAAAAAGGGUUUGACAAGAGAGCAGUGAGGGCUUAGUAAAGUGUUUUCAUAGUUAAUGUUUGCAGUGGGAAUAACAGCCCGAAAGGAGUAUUAUUCUGCAUUUUAUCCAAAUAAAAACCCCAAUUUCUCCCUCUUUCUGUUGACACUCUGUUUUUUCCGAACAUCAAGACUCUUUCGGUCCUUUCUGGAGAAACAGCUUUACAAUGACGCCUAAUGACAGAGCAGCUGAACUGCAAGGAGAUUGAUUUUUAAUGUAGCACCACACGCCACACCAGAGCCGGGCGCCCCUUCCGCGGUGCCAGCCACGGGGAAGAUGUGAAGUUUUAAUCAUGCAGCCGGGGCGGGGGUGCGGUGCUCCCCCCGCAGCAGACGCUCCGGACGCCGCCAGCAAGGAGCAGGACUUGGGGCGAGCGGCGGCGGGGAGCGGCGGCGGGGAGCGGCGGCAACACCGCCGCCCGCCCGCGGGCACAGUGGCCAUGGCGCGCCCGCGGGCCUGAGCGCUCCGCAGACGGAUUUAUUUAUGUUUUCCUCCCCUCUUCCUUCUUUUUUUUUUUUUUCCUCUCUUCUUUUCCGCCCAAAAUUAUAAUUAAUUACAAUAGCAAGAGGCGGGAGCGCGGAGCGGCGCGGCCCGCCGCGGGCAUGCCCGGCCCCCGGCUCGGGGAGUCCCCGCAGGGGAGCGGGGGCUGCCCGCCCGCCGGCCGCGGGGCUCCUCCGCCCUCCCUCCGCCGCCUGCCCACAGCAUAACCAGCCCCCUUUCCCCCCCUUUCUCUCCCUCGCCGUGGCAAAUCUUGGAGCGCAAGAGAUCCGCUGGGCAUAGGGAGGGGAUAUAUAGAUGUAUAUAGGGUGUUUUUUUUCUCGUCCCCCCCACCCCCGCGGUCCUUCCCCCUCUCCAAGACCUGAGGAAAUCCAGCCCAAGUUCGCCGCGAUGACUGCGCUGUUGGCAUCGGGGUUUCUCCGCGGCAUCCCAGCCUCUGGACCGCCUUGCCGCUGCUCGCUUUGAAUCCUGAACACUGGGUUAAAGCUUAAUUCUCAUGUUGUGGUUGCUGGGCUGCCGCUUUCCCGUGUUUUGCGAUGGGAGGUGGAGGAAAAGGUCUUGUCCGUGAGUCAACACUGAAAAUGUGAUUAGGAGGAACUGCUUUCACUAAUCUGUUUCUAACCUUUUAGUCCAUGUUGGCCUGUGACCCCUUUCAGCUUUCAGAUCGAGCCUGAUUAGACCACAACACUGGUCUCCCUAUGGAAGCAGCUGUUUCCAUCUGGCAUUGAGAUCCCAUGGAGAAGCUGAGGAGGGGGAUGGCUCCUCAUAUCCAUGAUGCCUGGAUGCUUCUUUUUGUAAUCCCUGCUUUGGUCACUCCAGCUGCCAUCAAUCAUGAAGACUACCCUGCUGAUGAAGGGGACCAGACCUCCAGCAAUGACAAUCUGAUCUUUGAUGACUACCGAGGGAAGGGCUGUGUGGAUGACAGUGGCUUUGUGUACAAACUGGGAGAACGUUUUUUCCCGGGACAUUCCAACUGUCCCUGUGUCUGUACUGAGGAUGGACCUGUUUGUGAUCAACCAGAAUGCCCUAAAAUCCACCCAAAGUGUACAAAAGUGGAACACAACGGAUGCUGUCCAGAAUGCAAAGAAGUGAGAAACUUUUGUGAAUAUCAUGGGAAAAAUUACAAAAUCUUGGAGGAAUUUAAGCCCUCGCCAUGCGAAUGGUGUCGCUGCGAGCCCAGCAAUGAAGUUCACUGUGUUGUAGCAGACUGCGCAGUUCCCGAGUGUGUCAACCCAGUCUAUGAACCAGAACAGUGUUGUCCUGUCUGCAAAAAUGGUCCAAACUGCUUUGCAGGAACCACAAUAAUUCCUGCCGGCAUCGAGGUGAAGGUGGACGACUGCAACAUCUGCCACUGCCACAACGGGGACUGGUGGAAGCCGGCGCAGUGCUCCAAGCGUGAGUGCCAGGGCAAGCAGGCUCUGUAGCGGCAAAUCCCCUGCCAGUGGCACUGCUGGGCAAGCAACCCCCUGAUGAUGAUGAUGACGAUGAUGAUGACAAAGGAACGUCUUUGAUGCUGCACAUGCAUCUGACCUCUCGCCAGCUGGAACAGGGUCACCAGCAAAACCUGCAAGAGUUUCACACAAGCAGAGGUUUUUACUUGUGGAGAAGGGUCUCCCUUUCUCCCCUGUCCUGCUCCUCUCCCGCUUUACACACUAUGUAUCCGGUAUCUAGGUAUCUACUCUGCUUUUGUAAUUAUCAGUGCUUCACAGGGAUGCGGUGGUCAGAUUUGGGGAGGAAAAAAACCAAAACAGCCCAUGUAAGUUCUCAGACUGGUGACGCCUCCGAUUGAGUCACUGCUCUCACUGUCUACAAUGUGGAUCCUGGGGGGUUUCACAUUUAUUUAUUGAAGGGUUAUUUUGCUAAUGUGUUUUUUUUUAAAGCCCCUUCCUAAGCUGGGGUUGUCGGGGCAAUACAGCUCUGAGUCAAGUGAUGGAUCAUUUUUAUUGUGUCUAUAAUGAGGGGGUCGUUAAGGACAGGAGGGACGGGGAAGAAGGGGUUAAAACAGAACCCUGACUGGAAUGUAACCUGCAGAAGGACCAUGGUAGAUGCACAGGUAUACCACCGGACACCCAAGACAUAAGCUGUAUCUGUGUUACACUUUCUCCACUGAGUGGGGACAAUAAAGUCAAAAAGACACCUACACAGUCACCGUGACCUUGACCGGACAACAAGCCAACACCGGCUGCGCAGGCCGGGCAGGGGCGGCAAGCCAGGACAGGCUGGAAAGGCACCAAGAAAGCAACGUCUUACCUGGGUUGUCUCUGCGGCUGGGGCGUCAGUGGUGGAGCAGAGGGAGGAGGGUCCCAUCCGUGCCACAGCUUCACCAGCUCUUGGGCUGAGCCUUGCUCCAUCCCUGUUUUGCUGGCGCUUGGGGCUGCUUUCGCUGGAGCCAAGGGCAUCAUUUCCGUGACUUCAGCGACAGUGGGACUUGGGCACCACAAGUCAGAAUUAAAACAUCUGAUCUCCUCGCCCUGCCCAUCGCCCUUUUAGGGAGCUUUCCAGAAAUGUCCCAUCACUGCACCAGAGGGUGAGACCUGAGGGAGCUGCCCUCCUCUCCCCCAGUUCCAGGAGCAUCCGUUCUGCUGUGGAUAAAGCAAGCCAGGGUGCAUGGGGACAGGCUGGCUGCAUCCGCAGGAAUCAUCUCCCAGGGAAAGGUCUCUUUAGAAAGCAGCUACAUGCCUGCCUGUGGGAAGGAGAGGUCCCCACAGUCCCCACCAGCAGCCGAGGGGCCCCUUCAGGCUUUUUGGCACUGACACCUUUUGCUUUCUCAGGCUGCAGCUUCCAAGCGAUACUGUGAGAGAAAAGCCACCAAUGUAAUUUCCCUGCUCCACAAGCCUUUCCCGUCACCGUCCACGCUUGGUUUGCUGCAUUUUGGCCAUGGCCAUGAGGGUGAUGGUGCUUAUUUUGUUCAGACUUCAGUCCAGCACCUGCGCUUAGCAGCGACGGCAGCAAAUCCUCCUCACAGCGUCCUCCACCGAAGCGGAUCGGCACAGUCAGGCUCUGUCUAUUAUUAUGCACACUGCUGCCUUGGUAUUUUUGAUUUCUUCUCCAUUUUUGUGUUCUACCAGAGGGCGUGGGGUAGGAGGAGCACUGGUGAGUGCAGCCAUCACUGUACUUCAGGCUGAGCACUGACUUCCCGCGAGUGGAACUGGUACCAUUAAAGAUGUCAUCGCCACAUUUCUUUGUCAGUUGUUGCCUGUCAAUGACUACCCUGUUUCAAACUUUUCAAACAAUAGUGUGCCUGAAACUAGUGAGAAAAGAAAAAAUAACCUGUAAAAACUUGGGAGUGGGGUGUCUAGAAACAAUAUUUGAUGUGUAAAAGACUAUAUUAUUAAAAAAUUAUUUUGUUAAACAUAAA
Messenger RNA from Strigops habroptila (Kakapo), 5096 nucleotides. It is a transcript of the gene VWC2L, whose product is annotated as von Willebrand factor C domain containing 2 like. Gene Ontology annotation, cellular component: AMPA glutamate receptor complex. The transcript has 4 exons. The record is from RefSeq and is a predicted model, not a curated record. Gene Ontology annotation, biological process: negative regulation of BMP signaling pathway. Gene Ontology annotation, molecular function: protein binding. NCBI's taxonomy places the organism in Eukaryota, Metazoa, Chordata, Aves, Psittaciformes, Psittacidae. Bases 2473 to 3162 code for a protein of 229 amino acids.